AAUCGAGAAUGAAGCUUUUGGGCCGGGCGGGAGGAGGGAACGUCAGGAGUUGUGGCGGGCGGGUGCCUUCCGGAGCCGUGUGGACGUUUUAUCUGUGGGCCUUGGUAUUACGUCACAAGUCAGCGACUGGGUCUUGGCGGUGGUGGCCGAGGCAGCGAAGGCGGCAGCGGCGGCGACAGCUCUGGGGUUUGCGUCUCGGGGUGUGUCGGCCGCCGCUGCUGCUCGGGCCUGGUAUGUACAGAUGGCUGGUUAGGUUUCUCGGCACCAUUUUCCGUUUCUGCGACCGGUCAGCGACCCCCGCCCGCGCCCUCCGGAAGAGGCGGCGCUCGAACAGCACUCUGUUUUCUACAGUGGAUACUGAUGAAAUACCAGCCAAAAGACCAAGAUUAGAUUGCUUUAUUCAUCAAGUAAAAAACAGCCUCUACAAUGCUGCCAGCUUAUUUGGAUUCCCAUUCCAAGUGACCACAAAGCCCAUGGUAACUUCUGCUUGUAAUGGAACACGGAAUGUGGCCUCUUCGGAGGAGGUAUUCUCAAGGCCGCCUUCUUGUGAACUGACAGGUUCUGGAUCCUCAAACAACAUGCUGAAACUUGGUAAUAAAUCUCCUAAUGGAAUAAGUGACUAUCCAAAGAUCAGAGUGACGGUAACCCGAGAUCAGCCACGCAGAGUUCUGCCUUCCUUUGGUUUUACUUUGAACUCGGAAGGGUAUAACAGAAGACCAGGUGUCCGUCGCCAUAGCAGAGGCAAUCCAGAAGAUUCCUUAAUGUGGAAACCUCAGGAACAGGCUAUAACAGAGACAAUUUCUGAAGAGGUUGGCAAAGGUUUGAGACGUCCUCAUUGCACUGUGGAGGAGGGUGUUCAGAAAGAGGAAAAAGAGAAGUAUCAAAGGCUACUAGAACGACUUAAAGAAAGUGGUCAUGGAAAUUCCAUCCCUUCUGUAACUUCAAGUCAUUACAGUUCUCAGAGAAGUCAGAUGGAUGCAUUAAAGACCAAAGGCUGGGGGGAAGAGCAAAAUCAUGGAGUCAAAACAGCUCAGUUUGUUCCAAAACAAUAUAGAGUUGCUGAUGCAAGAGGACUUCUAUGUCCAGUGAGAAGUGAUAAGAGGUUUUUAAAGGGGAAGGUUUCCGAUACAGAGAAGCUGGUUGGCAUCAGACUUGACAACGAAGGUAGGAGGGGACACCAGCUGGAACCUGACCUGUCGGAAGAGGUGUCAGCCCGACUUCGCCUGGGCAGUGGAAACAAUGGCUUACUCCGGAGGCGACUGUCCAUACUUGAGGCAAAGGAGAAGAACUGCUCAAGCAAAGACAGGGACAGAAGAGCAGAUGACUUGCUUGAACUUACAGAGGACAUGGAGAAAGAAAUCAGUAAUGCCCUGGGCCACGGUCCCCAGGAUGAGAUCCUCAGCAGUGCUUUCAAGUUGCGAAUUACUCGAGGAGACAUCCAGACCUUGAGGAACUAUCACUGGCUCAAUGAUGAAGUCAUUAAUUUUUAUAUGAAUCUUCUGGUAGAAAGAAAUAAGAAACAAGGCUAUCCAGUACUCCAUGCAUUCAGUACUUUCUUCUAUCCUAAAUUAAAGUCCGGGGGUUACCAAGCAGUAAAAAGAUGGACCAAAGGGGUAAAUCUCUUUGAACAGGAACUUAUUCUGGUGCCCAUUCAUCGGAAGGUACAUUGGAGCCUGGUGGUGAUGGACCUAAGGAAGAAGUGUCUUAAAUAUCUGGAUUCGAUGGGACAAAAGGGCCACAGGAUCUGUGAGAUUCUCCUUCAGUAUUUACAGGAUGAAAGUAAGACCAAAAGAAACAUUGAUCUGAAUCUUUUAGAGUGGACCCACUACAGCAUGAAGCCACAUGAGAUUCCUCAACAGUUGAAUGGAAGUGAUUGUGGAAUGUUUACUUGUAAAUAUGCAGAUUAUAUUUCUAGGGAUAAACCUAUCACAUUUACUCAGCACCAGAUGCCUCUCUUCCGGAAGAAGAUGGUGUGGGAAAUCCUCCAUCAGCAGCUGCUGUGAGAUGCCCCCCUGGUCCCCGUCGCUGCUGAUGGUCUUUCAUGGACGUUUCCAUAUACCUCAUGCAUUGUGGGUUCAAGGUCCCUGCAUCACUUUGUCGUUCCCUCACAGGUACUGGGCUGUCAGAGCGUGAAGGCCCCCCUCUGCACACAGUCCUGAUUUGGGGUGCCGAGGGCCGUGCCUGCUCUCAGAGCCCUGGACUACACAACCCACACAAGAACAAACGCUAAUACAUACAUUUUUAUAAAGCAUUUAUUUCCCUAUGAAUGUGGGAAAUGCAGGAUUUAUUCUAUGAAUUGUUUCAUUCUGUGUGUCUGUUCACGUGUAUUCAUUUGCUCACUCAUUUGAAAGCAUAAUGGGCAGUGGCUAUUUUCCACUGCUCUUUUACAGUUAAUUCUAAAUUACUUGUUAAACUAUUUAUUUCUGAAAAGAAUGUUAAUCAAGCUGCCACUCCCUGCUGGAGACUAGGAGGGGACUCAGUGUGGACGCAGGAAGUGGUCAUUACGUCCUCUAACCUGGAGUACUAGCUGCCAGCUUGAAGCUGGAGAUCUUGGGGGGGGGGGUUGUUUGUUUGGUUGUGUAUUUUUAUUUUUCUUGAGACUUGAAAAUGCCAGGAGAAAUUUAAAAGCUAUGGUAUGGGACUCUGAUAGCAUUUUAGAGGAAGUCCGACACCACAGCAUUGGCACAGGGUCAUGGAAAAGCGAGACUGCAGCCAGGGGCCUCUGGCCAUCUACGCGUCUUCAGAAGUGGGAUGGUCGUCUUAAAGACUGCCGAUUCUGGAAAUGGGAUGACUUGACUUGCUCUUGAAACUGGAUUUGAAAUAACUGUAUACCCUAAAUCUUCCUUUUCGUCCCAGAACUGGUUAGAGUAGAAACCUCAGAAUUGUCAAGUCUGGCAUAAGCUACUAAUUUAGAAAGAUACUAUUCAAUUUAAACCUGUCUUUCCUCAGAAUUUUUUUGCCUACUAUAUUUUAGGUCAAAAUUAAAUUUUGUACACAUUAAGAUUAGCAUCUUCCCACUCUAUUGCCACUAAAAUUUGUGGAAAACAUUUUAGUACUUGGCUCUGAGGUUGCCAGUUAUACAAUAAUCUAUUUUGCAUAUGAAAGUUUGUAUUGAACUUUUGUUUGAAAACCUCACAGAUGUGGUUAUACAUUUUCAAUUUCAGAAAGUUUAGAGUCAGAACAUAUUUUGCAAGAUCUAGUGCCUAGUGAUGCUUUUCAAUGUAAUAAAAGGUUGUCUGGCAGAACCUGAAAA
This is a messenger RNA of Ochotona curzoniae (black-lipped pika), 3253 nucleotides long. It is a transcript of the gene SENP2, whose product is annotated as SUMO specific peptidase 2. Gene Ontology annotation, molecular function: deSUMOylase activity. Bases 9 to 2003 code for a protein of 664 amino acids. Gene Ontology annotation, cellular component: nucleus. Gene Ontology annotation, biological process: protein desumoylation. The record is from RefSeq and is a predicted model, not a curated record. NCBI's taxonomy places the organism in Eukaryota, Metazoa, Chordata, Mammalia, Lagomorpha, Ochotonidae. The transcript has 17 exons.